AUGGUCGGGGCAAUCAUGCUGGGAAAUGACAUGAGCCCGGAGGAGCUGGCGGAGGUGGAUGGGAAGCCAUUGGAGGAGCUGGCGGAGAUCACAGACCUGAAGAAGUUGACGUUGGACCAUGUUCAUUCCCUCCUCCAUCGGUUCAAGAGCGAAGACGACAGGGAGGUGGGGAUGGAUUUGAACAAGUUCAGUCUUGUCUUCGGGAGGGCCUUUCAGAGCCUGGCAGGAGAGACUGUGAGCUCGAUCUUUGAGAAGAUCGGAAGCGAUGAGGAUGGAAGGAUUCAUUUCAGCCAUUUCAGCCAUUUCCUCAUUGAUUGUACUAGGGUGGAGAAGGCAUACAUCAGCGCCUUCAGGACUAGCGGCAUCACGUUGCCGGGGGACGAGGACUCGCCGCUCAAGGCGAGAUGCUCCAAGUCUGUCGCGCUCCCGCCCAUCAACGACCUGUCGAAGAUGACGCUCAAGCACAUGCAAGCCCUCAGCAUGGCCUUCAACAGCAACGACAACGGCGAGGGCCUCGCCAUGGAGGACUUCGUCUCGGUGGUGUCGGACGUGCUGCACGGCAUGGACCCGGCGGUGCUGGAGGCUCAGUUCAUGAAGAUCGAUGCGAACUCGGACGGGACAGUCUCAUGGGACGAGUUCUCCUCCUACAUCCUCGCCCUCGGCACAGCGUCGGAGUCGUUCGCGCACAAGUUCGAAGGUGGGAACCUGCUGGAGGGGCCGGAGCCAGAUCCCAACAGGGACGAGUACCACUCGCACGCCAUCUCGCACAUAACGUGCCAUCAUGGAGCGGAGAAGUACUUCACCAUCGCGCUAGAGGACAAGGGGACGUCAACAAAGCCAGCUGAGUCGCUCAUUCGACAGUGGAACUCCAAGGCUGACGCGAGCGCUGAGAUCUUGGGAGCGACGGCGAAGCUGACGGGGAACGCGAGUGUCGUGCUUGCAGUCUCAGUGUUCGGAGACAAGUACGAGUGGAGGAACGGGCCGGCGAUCAACGUGCUGGCUGUGUCGUCAGUGGACGGCAGGAUCCGGUUCUUUGACUGUGAGAAGCUUCUGCUGAUAGGAGAGCUGGACUGUGUCGACGGCGUUUGCACCGCCAUGCACAAUUUCAGGAUCAAGAACGACUCGGGCCCCGACGACGUCUCGCUGGACUUUGGAGGCGAGGAGAAGUCAAAGAGGACGCAGAGGCUGAAGGAGGAGAAGGAGUACGAAUGGAUCUUUGCGUAUGGGGACGACGAAGGGAACCUGCGGCUGUUCACGGAAGAGUCGAUUAUGGAGUCUUGCAGGAGGUCCUCGUACCUCACCGCCUCCUUCAAUUUCAUGCACAUGAAGCUCUGCAAGGACUGGCUGACUUGGAUCCUGUGGAUCGACGAGACAGAACUGCUAUGCAUCUCCACCAACGACGCGCAGGUGCUGGUGCUAGAGAACAGGACGGCAAGGGAUGCCAACGGCCCCGUCCUCUCCCUCUCUCAGAUCCUACGAUCCCGCCGCAAGAACCUCAAGCUCAAUGUCAAGAAUGCGUUCCAGGGCCACAGCAUGUCCGUCAAGACGUGCGCCUGGUGCAGCGGGAGGAAGAUCAUGGCGUCCGCCGGGCUAGAUCGCUCCGUCAUCCUCUGGGAUCCGCUGUUUGGACGUGUCUCUGCAUCCCUCACAGGGCACAAGAAGGCCAUCUUCUCAUUGCAGUACAAGGAGAGAAGAGACAUUCUGAUCUCGCUGGACUUGCGGUCAGUCUGCAACUUCUGGGAUCCUUCAAACCUGGCUCUUCUCCUCUCCAUCGAGCCUCCUCGCACCACCUCCACCUCCACCAUCGGCGUCAUUAGCGCCAUCUUCGUGAACAACAAGACAGACAGGAUGAUCUUCGGGAACAAGAAGCUGCAGGUUUGGCAGUUCAAGAGAGUUGGCGACACGGGCGAUCAAGCUGAAAGAUAUCAUAAGGGUGAGAUCGUUGCUGCAUUGGUCAACCAUCAGUUCUACCAGAUCGUCUUAGUUGACUCCAACUGCUUCGUGACGGUCUGGGACAUCAGCACCGGCAAGCAGAACACAAACUUCUUCGCCGAGUCAAAACACGACGACGAGAUCCCCACAUGCGCGAGGUUCGAUGACACCUUCAGGCGCCUGGUGGUUCUCUACAGCCAGGGCUCCAUCCGCAUCUUCAACUUCAGCAACGGCACAGUCAUCAACAACUUGACCUGCGACUCCAACGGCCCGCUGCAGACCACGACCAUAAUCACCAAGGAAGAGAAGGGCGCCAAGAAGGGCUCGGACAAGCAGGAGAAGUUCCUGCUCGCCAGCGGCUGGAACGGCAGCGUCUAUUUCUGGUACUCCAACUCGCCGGAGGAGGACGUGAAGAACUUUCAGAAGCUGAAGCCGAGGGGGGAGGCGGGAGCAAACGAGGAGGUCAGGUGUAUGGCGUUUUACCCGCCAUGCACCCUUGUGACAGGAUACAAGGAUGGGCAUGUCAUUGUGUGGAAUACUAUCACGUACCUCAUGGUCAUAACUCAUCACUUCUCAGCUCGUUCAACUUGCGAGAUUAUCCAGGGACACAUCAAGAGGAAGCCGCAUGCUCCCAGCUCGGCUAGGGGCUCCUCCUUCGCUGCUCGCACCGGCUCCUCGAUCAUCAAGGGCAUGCUCGAACCCCUGAGGAACAAGAUAGACGCCUCCUCCCCCAGCUCCACCUCGGACUCGCGCCCAGGUACCAGCGAGUCAGCGGCAAACUUCUGGAGCGAGCUGGACUCGGUGCUGGCUAAGACCAGCCAAGUGCAGCAGCGGAAGGAGGAUGGAGGAGCAGAGAUCAACGCUGUGGAGUUCCUCUCCUCCCCCGGCUUCGAGGGCGUCGCCCUGGUGGCGUGCGGGGACGGGAUGUGGAGGUUCCUGAGGGGGAGCAAGAAGUUCCUGUGGGGGUACGUGGACGCGAGGAGCCGCGCGUGCGGGGGGGAGGAGACGUCGCUUGAGUGCUUCUGCACGUCGGAGGAUGGUCGGUGGGUGGUGAGCGGGAACUCCAAGGGCUACGUGCAGGUGUGGGAGCUCAAGGGGAGGGGGGACAGCCUGCUGACCGACCGGUCGGGGAGGAGCGGGAAGUUCGAUGCCUACCAGGGGGAGACGCCGCAGAGGAUCGAAGGGGUGGAGCUGAGUGAGCAGCUGGGCCUGCUGUUGGGGUUCAAAGGGCACGAGGUGGGAAUCAAGUCAAUCUCCUUCCUCCACCACAUUGCCCGAGGGAGCGCGACGUGCAACGUGCUGCUGACGGUGGGGAAGGAGUUCGACUCGCGGGUGAUCAUGUGGAGCCUAGCUGGGGAGAAGCUGGCGGAGUUCGGGGGAGGGGCAGCGAGCGAGGGAGCGGAGACGACCUGGAGCUCGCAGCUGCUGCUGGAGAAGAGCGACCCUGUGCUGCUGCAGGAGAAGGUGCAGGCGUUCAAGCGUCAGCUGGAGGAGCAACUCUCCUACUCGAAGCUGCUGUACGAGCAGGAGGUGGACGCUGAGAGCUCGGAGCUGACCUCCCACCGGUCGGGGAUGAGCGAGAUGGAGGGUGAGAGGAAGGGGAAGUUCCAGGAGGAGAGGCAGGACAGAGGCGCGCAGAAGCAGGUGCAGCUGGUGGGGUCGGACGGGAAGGUGACACCAAUCAGCUCGUACAAGCAGCUGGAGCCUCUGCUGAAGCAGUACAGGGAGCAUAAGAGGGUCGCCGACGGCUCCAAGGCCUCUCGCAGCGUCUGCCCCUUCCGUGCGCUGCCGGUGGCCGGGGAAGGAGGAGCGAGGUCAGACACUCUGAGAAGCAUCCCGGAGAUGCGAGCGGAUCCCUACCGCACGUUCGAGCAGGGGAGGAAGAAGGCAGGAAAGAGCCUGAGGCUCAAGGGGCGUAGCUACGAGGAGGAGAGCGAGGACGAUGGAGCCCCGGCUCGCGAGCUCAGCCGCUCGCUGGCGAAGCUGAGCAAUGCAAUGGACAUCAUGACAACUGGGGUGCUCGACGCGUUCUCUUCCGGUCUGAGCGCCUCGCACGAGGGCACGAGGAUGCGGAGGAAGAAGAGUAUGUUCACCACUAAGGCAGCAGUACUCCUGCACACCCCCACGCCAACGAAGCUCCCGUCUAUCCUCAAGCCCUUCAAGCAUGCCGAGGAGGGAGGGGGAGGGAAGUACUUGGAGUAA
This is a messenger RNA of Guillardia theta CCMP2712, 4134 nucleotides long. RefSeq lists its product as hypothetical. Lineage: Eukaryota; Cryptophyceae; Pyrenomonadales; Geminigeraceae. The record is from RefSeq and is a predicted model, not a curated record. Bases 1 to 4134 code for a protein of 1377 amino acids. The transcript has 8 exons. Gene Ontology annotation, molecular function: calcium ion binding; protein binding.